Molecule: messenger RNA, 1897 nt
Organism: Rhagoletis pomonella (apple maggot)
Lineage: Eukaryota; Metazoa; Arthropoda; Insecta; Diptera; Tephritidae
Exons: 3
Coding region: 635-1351 (238 amino acids)
Source: RefSeq, a predicted model, not a curated record
AAAUAUUUACACAUUUAAAUAUGUAUACAUAACAUAAAAAGUAAAUAUGCGGACAUAAGAGUGCCAAUAGUAAAUAUAUAGAAAGCCACUUUGCAUAAUACUGAGCCAAGAUUGACUAUGGCAGUUUUACCGAAUAUUAUAGCCCAAGCGACCGAAACUUCUAGAAGCGGACCGCACGGCGGUGAGUCUAUUGUAUCUAAUAUUUCAAGGCUCCUUUCUCCCCACCACACCGUCCUCAGAUUCGGCAUAGAAUUCGAGCAGAUGAACAGCUGUGAACCGGCUCUAUCCCCUCUCCUACUAAAAUUUGGAUGCUCUGUCUUUGUCUCUCCCGCUCUGCUCCGAAUUUGCCAGAGUGACGCCAAGCUAUCCAGUGCGACCGUUGAACUUGUUCAAAUCGGAGCUGCCACAAUGUCUAACGUACAUCCCUUUUGUGUAUAUUGCUCCAAAAAAAGCGGAAAAUUACAUCUUUUUGAUGCGGCCAAAUUAAAUAAGUGUUUAUCGAUAUUAAAAAUUCGGAAAGACGGUGAUUUGACUUUCUCCAACGUUGUGUUGCCGGAACAGCCGAACAAUUUUCAAAGAUACCACAGCCAGUGCCAUAACCGUUUUACAGCAUUACCGCCUAAACAACGAGGAUAUGAUCCCAAAAAGCAGGCAUCUUCAUCUUCAAGUACAGAUGCUGUGGAAGGCGAGCAUUUCGCUACAAACGAGGACGCUGCCGGCUUUCCAUGCAUUGACGGGUUGCGACUAUAAUCCGUCAUUUUUCAAGAAAGGAAAAAGCCGGCCGUAUAAAAUUUUACAAAACUCAGAACGUUUUAUCGAUAGUUUUAUCAAACUAAGCAACGCACCUGACGACGAGUUGCAGAAUACGUUUGAUAUUAUAGAAGAAUAUGUUUGUCGUAUGUAUGGAUUCAAAAAAAUCAACAAAGUCAAUGAAGCACGAGUUGCAACAUUUUUGAAGACGUACAAGGUUUUACAAAACGAUGACAUAUUCCGGUUACCGAAGAAUAAUAUCGACGGAUCAGCUCUGCCUCCCUGCAAAAUUGAGCUGCACCAACAUUUGCUGCGGACAACAUACAUAGCAAAUAUUUGGGCACAUGCUCAUCUUCAGGUUCCAACGGCAUUACAUCCGACUGAUUUUGGAUGGGAAGAAGAUGAGGGAAAAUUCAAUUUUAAAUGGUUCGAGGGUGACCAGCUACCCGCUACCCUUGGUGAUAUAACUAUCGAUGAUGGCGAGGACCAAAAAAGUACUGAAGAUCCUGACGAAGAUCUUUCACGGGUCGACAUCGCUGUCAGUGAUAAUGACAGCGAUAAUGAGUACGAUGGCGAUGAAUCCGAAGAAAGCGAAAUUUAAAAUAUUAGCUAUUCACGUAUUAGCACACUAUGUAUAUUUAUUUUGAAUUUUAGUAUGCUUUUUGUAAAUAAAUAAUACAUUUUUAAGUAAUUAAUAGUAAACCUACUUUUUAUUAUCCUCCUUUAGAGCAGAAAAGUUAUACGUAUCUAUCAUCCAAUAACUGCAUGGACGGCACGCUGUGUUUAAUGAGAAAAGUAUAGUUAUCUGAUACCGCAAGAGCUGAAAUUUGGUAAUACAAUAGUUGACUAAAUAAGUUAAACGAAAAAAAUAUCCAGCUUUAUAUUUAGUGAGGGAAAAGUGUCCAGCCGAUGCAGUCAAAGAUACGACGCGCCCGAGCGCAUACCCGUGCGCAGCAUCCUUCACUGCAUCAGCUGGACACUUUUCCCCCACUAAAUUUGAAGCUGGAUGUUUUUUUCGUUUAAGUUAUUAAUUUAACUAUUAGUUUACAAAAUUUCAGCUUUUGUAGUAUCAGUUUACUCAGCGCAUAUUUUUCACUUCUUUACGUGAAAAGCUGGAGCAUAAUCCCCCACUCUAAAUUCGGCUGGA